AUGGCUAACCUGAGAACCAACAGUUUAUGUCCUGUUCUGGAGUGGGACCCAGUGGACCAACCUUACCAGAGAUGUGUCAUCGGCUACACCAUCAACCUGAAUGGAACAGUGUACAAUACCACAAACACAUCUCUAUCAUUAGCUGGAGAGAGCCUCUCUUACUGUGAGACUCAGACAGUGACUGUGACACCACUCACACUCAAUGGACUCUUAUCGCCAGAUACCUCAAAUAUCACAGUGAUCAAUAGAGAUUUGGGGACUCCAGCAUUAUCUGCCUCCUUCACCAUCCAUAAUGAAGUGCUACUGAAGCUGCAAAUAAUGGUCCAGGAAAUUUCAAUUGAUAUUGCACCCAUUCGAAUAUUCGGAUACAUAACGAGUGGAGAAAAUUGUGUUCCUACCAAAUCAUUUAAUGGAAGUUCAGUUGCAAUCGAUUUUUCAGAUCAAUCUCCUGGAGAUGCUUACACAGUGUGUGUGAUGUUCAGAAACAAGGAAUGCUCUGUGUCUGCAAUCAAUUCCAUUACUGUGACUGUUCCAGCUACAAUGAUUACCGUACAAGAAGUUACACCAUCGGAUACUAACUACACGGUUCGUUUGUCCCUCCCCUUCACCAGCUACCCUCCCGGUGACCUGCUCAUUAUCUCCACCCUCUCUCCCCCUCACUCGGACCCAAUCAUCCUCCCCUUUCCCUACACAACCAACCAAGUUACCGUGACCUUCACUGAACUCACUGCUGGAGUCCUCUACACCUACACCAUUAGAGUUGUUCUGGCCAGCAACAAAUCAAAUGACGUCGUAUCUCCAAUCACUGGAGAAUUCAGUUUGAUAACAUUAGGAGAUAUUACAUGGAGGCGAAUAACUGAACCUGUGCGGUCCCUCUCUACUGGUGAAGCAGUGGCAGUCAGUGUGGCAGCUACAUUCACUAUCUCCAUAGCGAUUGGACUCCUGCUGGGGAUGUCUGUAAUGUACUGCAUUAUGUACUACAGGAAUAAGGGACACUACGCAGUAAGACAGCGACAGGAGGAAAGCAUUCAACCCACUGUGCCAAGUGGUCCUGUUUACGAAGAAGUUACUCCUAUCCAAGAACGAAUUGAGCUGAAACCGAAUGAAGCAUACAGACCAAUAUAA
Molecule: messenger RNA, 1125 nt
Organism: Halichondria panicea
Lineage: Eukaryota; Metazoa; Porifera; Demospongiae; Suberitida; Halichondriidae
Exons: 5
Coding region: 1-1125 (374 amino acids)
Source: RefSeq, a predicted model, not a curated record